ACUGAUACUAAGAAGGAAAGUCUCAGUCCUUAUGCCUCGGUAACGGAUCAUAAGCGACCUAUGUGUGUCAACAAACAAUACAAACGUACGGCAAAUUUCCCAAACAGCACAACUAAGAUGGCGCAGUACAAGGGGGCGGCCAGUGAGGCAGGUCGAGCCAUGCAGAUCAUGAAGAGGAGGGAGAGGGAGCUGGAGGAGAUGGAGCAGAAGAAGAGGAAGCUGGAGGAAUCACUUAAGAUCAACAAGAUUGAGAACAAGUUUGCCGUCCAUUAUGAUGCCGUGGAGCAGCAGCUGAAGAGCUCGACCAUUGGUUUAGUAACUCUGAAUGAGAUGAAAGCCAAGCAGGAAGAUGUUGUAAAGGAGAGAGAGAAAGAACUUGCAAGGAAGCAAAAGGAACAAGAAAAGCUGAUGAAGAAGGAAAUAGAAGCAAAGCAGGCAAAGAAGAAGGAGCAGAGAGAUAAGAUUGCCAAGCUCAGUUUUUGUCCCUGAAAAUUGAGGCCCGCAAAAUGGAGGAAAGCAAGAAAGGCUUCCGAAUGGUAAAAAACCCAGAUGUGGACACAAGCUUCUUGCCAGACAGGGAGAGGGAGGAUGCAGAGAAUAGACUACGAGAGGAACUAAGACAGGAAUGGGUUGCACAGCAAGAGGCCAUGAAAAAUGAAGAAAUAGAGAUCACCUUCAGCUACUGGGAUGGAUCAGGCCACAGGCGAUCAGUCCGCAUGAAGAAGGGUAACAGUGUGUAUCAGUUCCUUCAGAGGGGCCUUGAAAUAUUGCGGAAAGAAUUCAACGAGCUUCGCACUGUCUCAGCUGACCACCUUAUGUACAUAAAAGAAGAUCUGAUUAUACCUCAUCACUACACAUUUUAUGAUUUUAUUGUCAAUAAGGCAAGAGGUAAAAGUGGACCAUUGUUCCAUUUCGAUGUACGAGAUGAUGUUCGGUUGGUGAGUGAUGCUUCUGUGGAAAAGGAGGAAUCCCAUGCAGGCAAAGUGGUGAUGCGUAGCUGGUAUGAACGCAACAAACACAUCUUCCCAGCUAGCAGGUGGGAACCCUAUGACCCACAGAAGAACUAUGAGAAAUAUACCAUAAAGGACAAGAAUAAGAAGAAGUGAAGGAAUCCUGCCAAGCAUUUUAUAGUACAAAUUAAACUCAUUUAUAUUCACUACUGCCAGGGAUACAUUACGGGGUAAAGACACGCCAAGAUACGUCCGGCUUACUACUAUCAGCUCCACUAGUGACCAGUUUAGUGUAUGUAUGUAUGUUGUACUGAGCUAAGGAAUUUAGAAGCCAGAAUGUGAUGCAAAUUGUGUUUUCUGUUUCUUACAUAGUUUCAAAGAUGGUGGUGGAAAAGCUAAAGAUGUAAGAAAUUCACAUUGUAUUCCAAAAUCAUGAUAUUCUAUAAGAAGUGAAGAUAUAUCAUCUUUUUUUCAUUAUUUUUUCUGUCACUCAGAAGUAUAUGUUGUUUAAGAAAUGACAAGAUUUGUUUGGACCAAUUGUGUAUUCUUUAUGAAAACAACCAGACAAGAGAAUAAAAAUAUGAUGGUUACUUGAGGUGACAAGAAUUACCAGUGUAUCCUAAACAUUGGGCUUGUGCAUGUAUAAGGACAUCGAAUGAAUGGUGUAAAAGUAAAUGAUAGUGAACUAGGUGGCUGAUGAGUAAUUUUGAAAUUGAUAUAAUCAAUGAGCCGGGUUUAUUGUGCUAUUUGCUCAUAGGUAAAGAAAUUUUACUUCUCCCUCUUCUUAUAUACACGGUUUUAUUUAUACAGUACACUAAAUGAUAUGUAAUGGACAAUGUAACUGGUCCAUAGUUAAGUUCUUUAGUACAAUGAGAAUGUUUAUGCUUAAACAUUGUUACACAGUUUAGUAAGUUUUCAAAUAUUACUUUUGCUUAGCAGUCAGGUUAACAACAUAUAUUAUAGGGAUUUGGUAAGAUCACACACUAUUGGAAGUAUGGUAAGGCUUAGAAAUUUCUUGGCACUGCCACCCCUAUCAUCCUGCCGCCCUAGGCUGUAGCCUAGAAAGCCCAUGUGAGAAAUCCGGCCCUGGUUGUCGUCGUCAUUGUUUUUACUCUGUGUUAUUAUUAUCACUUAUAACUGUCGCAGAACUGUACACAUUUGUACUAAUAUAUUUAUAUCAAUUAUAGUUGAGAUAUAACCUUUA
Molecule: messenger RNA, 2154 nt
Organism: Penaeus monodon (black tiger shrimp)
Lineage: Eukaryota; Metazoa; Arthropoda; Malacostraca; Decapoda; Penaeidae
Product: protein FAM50A-like
Biological process (GO): chromatin organization
Cellular component (GO): nucleus
Source: RefSeq, a predicted model, not a curated record